AUGCGUCAGUACGCGGCGUUCCACAUGCGCUACCGACCUGGCCACUUUAAUCUCAUUCCAAGAGGCGGCCGACUGUACCAACAGUACCUGGUAGACACCCUGCUCAAGGUCGAAGCCGACCGUCUGUCCUAUGUGCGCACCCACCAGGAUGGCCUGAAUGGCUUCCGUGCUGAGACAAUCCGUAGUGUGCGUGACGCGCUCGCUGACGGCGAGGAGCACGCGCGAGCCGUCGGUCGACGCGUGGUACUGCCGGCAUCCGUGACCGGUAGCCCUCGCUACAUGAUGGCCAAGUUGCAGGACGCGCUCUGCUACGUUCGGGAAUUCGGCGCGGCCGACUUCUUCAUCACCGUGACGUGCAACCCGGCCUGGCCAGAGAUUGAGGGAACUCUGCGCACCCUCUACCCGGGGGAGAGGCCGGGUGACCACGAUCGGCCGUGCGACCACCCUGACAUUGUCAGUCAGGUGUUUGGCCUGAAGCUGCAGGCGAGGCGCUGCUCAAGCAGCUGCGAGGCGGCAUCCUGGGUCGGCAGCGGGCCAUUCUGCACACGAUUGAGUGGCAGAAGUGUGACCUGCCGCACGCUCACAUCCUGCUGUGGGUCGUGCCCGCCGACAAGCCUCGCGCAGCCGGCAGCACACGCACGCGCACUGGACGCGUGCGUGUGCGCUGAGCUGCCCGAUCCGGAGACUGAUCCAGAGCUUCACGCGAUCGUCUGUGCCAAGAUGGUGCACGGUCCGUGCGGUGCGCCGAACCUGCAAUCUGUCUGCAUGAAGGACGGCCGAUGCAGCGUCGGAUAUCCGCGGCCGUACCUGGAGGCCACAGAGCUGCCAGAGCGCAGCUAUCCGAAGUACAGGCGGCGCGCGCCGGAAGACGGCGGUCGACGUGCGCAGACGCCCGGCCGGCGCGGUGUUGAGAUCGAUAACCGCUGGAUCGUCCCCUACAAUCCUCACAUCCUUCGCGCGCUGGACUCCCGCGUCAACGUCGAGGUAAUCACGCAAGCGAUGGGGGUGAUCCGCUAUUGCAUCAAGUAUGUCACCAAGGGGUUUGAUAGGAUCAUGUUUGCGGUUCAGCCAGACGGAGUCACGGAGUGA
Amphibalanus amphitrite is the source of this 1089-nucleotide messenger RNA. RefSeq lists its product as uncharacterized. The transcript has a single exon. The record is from RefSeq and is a predicted model, not a curated record. NCBI's taxonomy places the organism in Eukaryota, Metazoa, Arthropoda, Thecostraca, Balanomorpha, Balanidae. The coding region runs from base 1 to 1089 and encodes 362 amino acids.